AUGGAAUUGUCAACAAGUUCUAGAAAUAACUUUUCUACAGGAGUUGACAUAACUUCGCUAUUUACAACUUUUAAAAAUUCAUUGGAUGAACAUGUAUUUCAAGUAUAUUUAAAAAACAAUAAUUUCUCAAAAAGAAUCACACCAAAAACAUUGAAUUCAUCAAUUGAAAAAUCUGCAACAACAAAACAGGAGAUUCUUAAAUUGUUUAAAGAUAUCUCUGUAGAGUUACAAGGUGUUAAUUAUUAUAGUGAUUCAUUGCAGGAAUAUAUUGAGGCAAUGUCUCUUCUAGAGUACUUGCAUAAUAGAAAAUUGCUUGACAAAAUUAAAGAUGUUGAUAAUGAUUUCAAAGAUGAAAAUGGAACUCAAUUUUUACAAGUAACAAAUGAAGAUUACUUAUUAGGUGUAGCAGAUCUAUCGGGUGAAUUGAUGAGAUACGCAACGAAUUGUAUUGGAAGAGGUGAUCAUGAUUUUGCAUCAAUUAUUGGUCGAUUUUUAAGAGAUUUAAAAUCUGAUUAUGAAAUUAUUGCUCACAAUAAAUAUUUCGGAAGAAAAUUGGAAGUUAUGAAACAAAAUUUAAAUAAAGUAGAAGAUGUUUGUUAUGCAAUUAAAAUUCGUGGAUCAGAAUAUCCAAAAGAAUUCUAUCAACAUAUAGUUGCUGAACAUACUAAAAGGUUUGAAGAAACGGACUGA
Molecule: messenger RNA, 690 nt
Organism: Entrophospora sp. SA101
Lineage: Eukaryota; Fungi; Glomeromycota; Glomeromycetes; Entrophosporales; Entrophosporaceae
Source: the annotation of a GenBank genome assembly